CGUAGACUUGGGCUCGUCUUUUCUUACCAAGAAUCAAGAAUCCAAAGCGCCAAAGGAAAUUGUGCGCGCCAAGCCAGACUUCAGAAAAAAAGGAGCAAACAGUAGAACGGCCAAUGAAGUAAACACACGGUGCAGACCCCACCAGACUGUAAAGCGACGUAUUGUUUCAUGUCUGAAGAUCCCAAGAGGCAUGUUCCGAGUAUUUUCAAGAACUUUGCUCAGUGCCCACCGUCGCUUUAACUUCAACUCCUGCCCCUGCAGAACCCAUCACGUUACUCGCGCACUCAUGUCCACCAACGCCGCCGUUAAGCGAGUGGGCACCCACAAUGGAAGCUUCCACUGUGAUGAAGCCCUCGGCUGCUUCAUGAUUCGUCUCACCGAAAAGUUCUCCGGUGCUCAUAUUGUUCGCACUCGGGACCCUCAGGUGCUGGAAUCGCUUGAUGCGGUACUCGAUGUGGGUGGUGUUUAUGAUGCCUCCAGAGAUCGUUAUGAUCAUCAUCAGAAGGGUUUUGAGGAGGUUUUUGGGCAUGGAUUUAAUACUAAGCUCAGUAGUGCUGGCCUUGUUUACAAGCAUUUUGGAAAGGAGAUAAUAGCUAAGGAGCUUCAAGUUGAUGAAGAGCAUCCAAAUGUACAUCGAUUGUUUCUUGCAAUUUAUAAGAACUUUAUGGAGGCAAUUGAUGCUAUUGACAACGGAAUCAAUCAGUAUAAUACAGACCAGCCACCAAGAUAUGUGAAUAAUACACACUUGUCUUCACGAGUCGGAAAACUAAAUUUGGAUUGGGUAGAUCCUGACCAGUCCGCUGAGAAGGAAAAUACAGCAUUUGAACGUGCAAUGGCUCUUGCUGGAAAUGAGUUUCUGGAUUGUCUCUGCUAUCUUGUGAGAUCAUGGCUACCAGCUCGGUCAAUUGUGAUGGAAUGCAUUGAAGCAAGGCUAGAUGUUGAUCCUAGUGGAGAAAUUAUGGUCUUACAUAGAAGUUGCCCUUGGAAACUUCACUUGUUUGAGCUUGAGGAGGAGAUGAAGAUUAGCCCACUUCUUAAAUAUGUCAUUUAUCAGGACGACCGAAGCAACAACUGGCGAGUUCAGGCAGUGAAAAUAGCACCAGAUAAAUUUGAAAGUCGGAAGGCCCUUCCUGCCCAGUGGCGAGGUCUGCGAGACGACGAAUUAUCCAAGGAGUCAGGAAUUCCUGGUGGUGUUUUUGUCCAUAUGAGUGGAUUUAUAGGUGGAAAUCAAACGUAUGAAGGUGCACUUGCAAUGGCAAAAGCUGCUUUGGAGCUCUGACCAUAAGACAUAAAAAGGUGCUCUCUAUGCUACUUCUUGUGCGAUGUGUGUUAAAAGGUGUCUUGACUUUCAAGCUAGCAUAACAUAUGCGAUUUUAUGGAUGAUGUCGGACAAUUUCUCAUGUAAUUGAAAGAAAGUUUGCAUAAUUUCAUCCUCUUUUUUCUCUUGGAUACUGUAGUGUAUAUGACUAUAUAUAGCCGUACAUAUAUCCAAGAUUUUUUUCAAAAUCUUGACUAUUCA
This is a messenger RNA of Sesamum indicum (sesame), 1519 nucleotides long. RefSeq lists its product as uncharacterized. The record is from RefSeq and is a predicted model, not a curated record. Gene Ontology annotation, cellular component: cytoplasm; nucleus. Lineage: Eukaryota; Viridiplantae; Streptophyta; Magnoliopsida; Lamiales; Pedaliaceae.